AUGAAUCUUUAUAAAGAUUACCGACAAAAAGUAAGAAAGGAAGGCCUUCAGUUUACAAACAUUAUAUUAGGGGGUGACAUUGCGCCUAAGCUUCAUCACUACCUCCAGCUCUUGGAUAAUUUGAAAAUAAAAGAGGGCUCCUACGAAGAAUACUAUGGCGAGGUGAAGAAAAUCGUGAACAGUUUCAUCAUCCACUGGACCGAGGUGAUGAAUAACGCUAUCAAAGAGGCGGACAAAGUGACGACGGUCGUGGACAAAAGCGAGCUUCUGGAAUACGUGAACAACACCAUAGAAAUGCAGAAGGUGAAACAGUCUCAUUUCGAGGGGUUCUUUCUUCCAAUUAGCACUGCAGCAGAGAAGCGAGAUUACGAUGAGAUCACAAUCCUCUAUGAUAAACACAUGGAGAGACUUGAGAACGUGAGGUUGGCCGUCAUCGCCAUGCGUGACCCCGAGACCAUGAAAAACUUCGCCAAAGAACAUUUUACAAUAUCUUUACACAGAAAAAACGACAUUUUCGCCUUCACACAUAACUAUAUAGCAAUGAUGCUAUCGAAAAAAAUACACGAAAUAAACGUUAGCCUCAAGGAGAUUGUGAAUCGAACGAGGAAUAACUUACGCGAUCUGCAGGAAAGACGCGACGAGGAACUGGGCGAACUGCUUAACCAGUUGUACAACAAAAACAAAGAGCACCUGACGGUAUUCAGGAGGUCCGGGCGCACCUCUCUCGAAAUGGCUGAAGUACAACGAUGCAUGGACAAAUUGAAGGGCGAAAUAGAAGGCCGCAAAGACGAAGUCCUGUGCCGCCUGAAGGAAGAGUUUAAUUAUUGGAAACAAAAACUUACAGAGUUCAAACGGAUCGCUAAAACUAUUGACGAUUUGAACAAAUUAGAACGGGUAGUCUUGGAGCAACAGACGACAUAUCUUGAAUUAAGGGAUACCCAAAUACCAAAGACUGAACGUAAAUGUUGGGAGCAUUUGGAAGGAGUGUUUGAAGAGAAAUUGGUGCGUCUCGAUGAAAAGAAAAGGGAAGCCGCGCGAGCCUUGCUUAGUUUCUUCAGUGUUAGAGGUCCAGAUCACAUAUUUUAUAAUGACAGUGUCGGACGCUAUUACGUGGAUGAGUACGGUCACCAGGUCUACUUCUAUGACUAUGGCCUCAAGAUGUGCCACGUCAAUUGCGCUGGAGAAUUCUUCGAGACCCCCGAUACGGAGGUCUAUUACUACGACAAGAAUGGCCGCUACGUGCUAGACGAGAACGGUGAUAAACUCUACAAGAUCCGCUCCUUGCACCAGCUCUUAUCGUCUGGUCGA
Molecule: messenger RNA, 1308 nt
Organism: Iphiclides podalirius (scarce swallowtail)
Lineage: Eukaryota; Metazoa; Arthropoda; Insecta; Lepidoptera; Papilionidae
Source: the annotation of a GenBank genome assembly